AUGAAGGGCCACACGUGGACAUCAAAUAUAACCAGAAUACAGUUUAAACAAGAAGAAAAUCAAAAUCAAACAGGUACAUUAUGUAUUUCUACAUCAUCAGCAUUAUUAAAUUAUAUUGCGAUUGCACCACCUCUAUUUAUGGGCUUUUUACCACCAUUCACUUUAGGCCUAUUUGGUUAUUUAACGUAUAGAAAUUUUGGUCGGAAACAAAUAAAAAUUGAACCUUUAAGUAAUAAUUCCUCAUCAAAAGGCGUUGUAUCAAUCACAACAAUAGCAAUAACAACAUUAAGAUCAAUUGAUAAACAAUUAAUAUCAAUGUUAUUAAUACAAAUUAUUGUUUAUAUUCUCUGUACAGUACCAUUUUGUGCAUAUACUAUUUACUAUGUUGUAGUAGUUCAAAAUUAUACCCAAGCCACAGUUAUGCAGAUUGCUAUUACUGAUUUAUUUAACACAAUUGCUUCGCUAUUAUUUUAUGUUAAUUAUACAUUCAGCUUUUACAUUUAUAUGAUAUCAUCCAAACCAUAUAGAAAACAAUUUAAGAAUUUAUUUACUAUUAAAAAGCAUUAG
Didymodactylos carnosus is the source of this 567-nucleotide messenger RNA. Lineage: Eukaryota; Metazoa; Rotifera; Eurotatoria; Philodinida; Philodinidae. The record is from the annotation of a GenBank genome assembly.